AUGACGAAAAGUGUGAGUACAAAUUUCGGGGAACCACUGAGUAUUGAAUCCAAAAAAUUGGUAGAUGAAGUACGUUUAAAAAUUAACCAAGCAAUACAUCCUAAUUUUGACAAUGACUUUAACAUUUAUCGUUUCGUGUUAGCUUGUGAAAGAGUUCAGAAGAAAAAGAAAGAUGUUGUGAUUACUGCUGCUAAAACUCUCAACAAUCAUUUACGUAUUCGAAAAGCAUUUAACUUGGAUAAUUCACCAGAUCUUCCAUUCCCCGAAAAUCCCAUGUACUCUCUGAAAUUGUUUCCAAUGGGAAAUAUUCUGAAUUUAACAGAUAAUCACAAUAGAUUGUUAUGGUAUGUGGAAUACAAAACAGUCAAUGUUGAGGCUAUGGCUCAUAUCUUGCGCAGUUCAGAAUCUAUACGCUUACAAUUUCGCCAAUUCGAACAUAUGCUCAAAAGAGUUAAUCAGCAAGAAGAGAAAACUGGCCGAUUAAGUGGUCUAAGACAUAUCAUUGAUCUGAAUGACUAUGAAAUUAAUCCAUUCACUAUGAUCUUCGCUACGAAUGGCAAUUUAGCUUAUUUUUCUCAGCUGUUUCAUUUUGACAAUUAUCCUGAACUAGUAAGUCCGGUGGAAAUGGUAAAUAUUUCGAAAUGGAUUCAUGUACCUUACAAAAUAGCACGGACAAUGAUGCCUGAUAGCUUCACAGAACGCUUUCGAUUACAUAAUGAAAAUUUCUUGCCUGAUUUGCUCAAAGAGAUUAAAAUUGAAGAUAUCCCCGUAACUUUAGGAGGCAAAAAUGAGGAAAUUCAAUGCCAACCAGCAGCAUAUGAACAAUAUGUCACGUCGAGAAGUCUCGAGUUACCAGACAAUUUGGAAACGAUCAUAAUUUCACCAGGAAAACAAAGUCAAAUUUAUGUGGACGUAAAAGAGAAAGGAGAUAGACUACAGUGGUAUUUUACUACAGAUAGUGAUAUCAAUUUCGGAGUUUUUUACGAGCCUCCACAUCAAAUUCUAUCACCAAACAGUGCGAUAAACGAUAUAAGACAAAACAUUGACACUGAUAAAUUUGAAAUGGUGUAUCCGUGGCUCAGACUUACGGCGAGGUUAGUACCUGAAGCGGAUUCAAUAGAAUGCAUAACACCAGGUCGUUACUGGAUAAUUAUUUGCAACAAAUCAUCCUGGAUGCGCCGGAAAACAGUGAAUCUAAUCAUUCAGCUGGUAUACAAGGAUAGUGGUUAUGCUAAACGGUGUCACAGCGAUGGAACAUUUGAGAGUUGCUCAAAACCGUUCGUCAUUGAUUGUUUGUUAUAA
This is a messenger RNA of Acanthocheilonema viteae, 1302 nucleotides long. Lineage: Eukaryota; Metazoa; Nematoda; Chromadorea; Rhabditida; Onchocercidae. The record is from the annotation of a GenBank genome assembly.